Molecule: messenger RNA, 949 nt
Organism: Aspergillus campestris IBT 28561
Lineage: Eukaryota; Fungi; Ascomycota; Eurotiomycetes; Eurotiales; Aspergillaceae
Product: putative prefoldin subunit 1
Exons: 3
Coding region: 162-527 (121 amino acids)
Biological process (GO): protein folding
Cellular component (GO): cytoplasm; prefoldin complex
Molecular function (GO): protein folding chaperone
Source: RefSeq, a predicted model, not a curated record
CACAUUAUCACCACAGCUGCAGACCUUUAAUCUUUGUCCAGUUCAUUUUAUAUACUCUUUUAUCUAUCAAGGAUUUUUCCUCCUUUCCAAUCUUAGCAGAUAAUUUCUCACCGAUCUAUUGUCCCCCUCCUACCCCUCAACUACUAUCCCCCGCCGCCAAAAUGUCCAUCCCCAACGAAGCUAUUCAGAAGCUUUACCAAGAGAUCGAGGCCCAGUUGAUCAACUCGCAACAGCAGAUCGGCAUCUGCAAGGCCCAAAUCUCGACCAAGCAACGCGACAUCCGCCUGAUGGAGCUCACGUCGAAGGAGAUGGGAUCGUUGCCAAAGGACACCUCCGUGUAUGAAGGAGUAGGGAAGAUGUUCGUGAACGUCCCUAUGGACACAGUCGACAAGCGCAUGUCUUCCGAGACCUCCCAGCUCAAGUCGGAUAUCUCAGGCCUGGAGAAGAAACUGUACAGUUUGGAGAUGACGCACAAGAACAGCAAGGACAACAUCGGCAAGAUCUUGAACCCCGCGAACAAGUCGUGAUUGGCUGGUUUACAGCGGUUUCCCCCUGAAUUAUUCGUAUCCGACAUAUCAACAGCGGCAGGAUGGAUAUGAUAAAACACGUUGCUGCCCGAUCGGGCGGCUCUGGCGCGGCCUGUGCUUGAAGGUGUGGGUGGAUUUGAGGAUUCCGAACAGGGGAGCGUAACGCUUGCGUUUGCGGCGGUGUCGGGUACCUACAGUACUUACCUGACUUCUGCUACUACGCGCUGAACUGUCUGGCGAUCGUCCGGCUGGACCAGACGCUCGGUAGAUGUGGGCGUCUAGCAUCAGCUAGUAUAGCCUAUGGGUGUCAAUUGACUUUAUUGACAGGCGUGGUUCCAAUGAGUUAUAGUUUCAUCAUCCCUUCACCAUUUUUUUUUCUUUUGGUGUUUCAGCUAUUUUAGAAUUGAAAGAUACCAUUCCCG